Messenger RNA from Metarhizium brunneum ARSEF 3297, 1695 nucleotides. It is a transcript of the gene DEG1, whose product is annotated as tRNA pseudouridine(38/39) synthase. The record is from RefSeq and is a predicted model, not a curated record. Lineage: Eukaryota; Fungi; Ascomycota; Sordariomycetes; Hypocreales; Clavicipitaceae. Gene Ontology annotation, molecular function: pseudouridine synthase activity; RNA binding. Gene Ontology annotation, cellular component: nucleus; cytoplasm. Gene Ontology annotation, biological process: tRNA pseudouridine synthesis; mRNA pseudouridine synthesis.
AUGUCUGGCGAAACAAACUACAAUAGUUGGACCAAAACCGGUCUUAUUCAGCGACUGAAGGAGCUCGAGAGUGAACUGAAAAAACGGCCUGAAGCUCCCAAAGCUGUUUCUGUCCCUGAAGAUGAACCUCGAGGUGCCAUGGCCACUACAAUGUCCGAUGACAUGGCAGGCCCUGCCAAAAAGACAAAAGCACCAAAGACAAAGCGGAGGAUGGAUCCCUCAAGAUAUUCAACCAGAUUUAUUGCGUUGAAGCUGGCAUAUUUGGGCAAAAACUACGGUGGAUUCGAGUUUCAGGCCAUGGGGAAUCAGCCCUCUAUCGAGGAGGAGCUCUGGAACGCUCUCACACGGGCAUGCCUCAUCUUCCCCGAGGACGAAAGGAUCGUCCAAUUUGACUGCUGCGAAUACUCAAAGUGCGGCAGGACGGACCGUGGAGUCAGUGCCUUUGGACAAGUCAUUGGGCUGAAGGUGCGCAGCAACAGGCCACUUCCCAAGAAGAGGGCCGAGACCGAUGUCGCUACUGCUGAAGACAUCGUCCUGGCCGACGCAGAUCCCCAAGGAGUAAAGCAGGCUGAAGAAGAGGUGGAGGCGCAAGAAGAAGAGAAGCCGUUCGACGAUAUCCACGACGAACUCUGCUACCCACGGAUCCUGAACAGAUUGUUGCCAGAUGACAUUCGCAUCCUGGCAUGGUGCCCAUCACCACCGCCCGAUUUCUCCGCCCGAUUCUCCUGCCGCGAGCGCCAGUACCGCUAUUUCUUCACGCAGCCUGCUUUUGAACCAGAUCCCACGAGCCUAGAUUUGUCGGGGGCCAGCAAAUCUCUCAAAGCGGGCUGGCUUGACAUUGACGCCAUGCGCGACGCAGCCAAGCGCUACGAAGGCGAGCAUGACUUUCGCAACUUUUGCAAAAUCGACCCCGCAAAACAAAUCACCAAUUUCCACCGGCGAAUCUUUGAAUCAGACAUUGUCGAAGUGCAGGAUGCUGGCUCGGUAAUGCCGUACCUCCAAACCCCAGGAUUCUCGUCUUCCGGGCUUGAAGGUUCCGGACCAUACCCCAAGGUGUAUUACUUUCACGUUCGAGGCUCUGCGUUCCUGUGGCACCAGAUCCGCCACAUGGUAGCCAUUUUAUUCCUCGUCGGCCAAGGUCUUGAAUCGCCAACAGUGGUUUCCCAACUACUUGAUACAGCCAAGAACCCCGGCCGACCUAGCUACGUCAUGGCGGAUGAAGUGCCUCUCGUCCUGUGGGACUGCAUCUUCCCAGAUCUCUCUAAGACGGACUAUACGGCGGCAGACGCGCCCAGCAAGAGAGAAGACUGCAUGAAGUGGAUCUACGUGGGCGAGGAAUAUUCCCCGAAUAAAUUUGGGCAGUUUGGCGUCAUGGACAGCUUGUGGCAAACCUGGAGAGGCCACAAAAUGGACGAGCUGCUUUCAUCACAGCUGCUGCAGCUCAUAUCCGGCCAAGGCAAAUCUCAGGACAUGGCGGAAGGUCCGCAGAGCAAUCGCCGGGCGAAUGCAAGUGCGCGAGUAUUUGAAGGCGGAAAUAGCGGACGCUUGGGUGGCAGGUAUGUGCCCGUGAUGAAGAAGGAAGUGCUACAGUCGCCAGAGGAGCAGAACGACCGGUAUGCCAAGAGGAAAGGGUACGCAGAUGCAGAAGACAUGCGUGCGCAAAAGGGAUUGCGUAGCAAGGAGGACAAUGAAUAG